Lecanosticta acicola is the source of this 2793-nucleotide messenger RNA. NCBI's taxonomy places the organism in Eukaryota, Fungi, Ascomycota, Dothideomycetes, Mycosphaerellales, Mycosphaerellaceae. The record is from the annotation of a GenBank genome assembly.
AUGCUCAGAACACAUAGACCCCGAGGUUUCGCCUGGAAUUGCCCCUCCGUCUUCCAAGAAACACAGCUCUUCCGGGACGUUAGAGGCGACGACUGCGAACAUAUCCCUUCAAGAGAGGACUUGCUUGAAUUAGAUGGCGACGAUGACUUUUACAUUCCGCAACGAGCGGCCAAGCGAAGGCGGAUAGAGAGGAUUGCAGACGAAUUCAUGAAUGGCUUCCUCCCGGAGAUACAUUGCGCCACCUUGGACCCACAAGCUGUCACUGAAGCUAUUGUAUACGACUGCUUCGAAAGACCAAGAGAUGCUUGGGAUGCUCUGGAGAGGGCAGUUUAUGAAAGACCAAGGAAGGAGAAUGCGGAUAUGUGGGAGGACGUGGAGUCGGGUCAAGAUGUCUUGCGCGCGUUCCUCGCCUCUCAAGUCCCUGUGAACAAUGCACUCAUUCGGCAAGACGAGGGCAUCUCAUGCGUUCAGGAGCCUAUAAUCACCCAAAUCCAGGCUCAGGCGAGCUGCAGGCCUCGAACACGUCUUCGUUCGACUAAACCGGCAAUCGGACCGAGUGAGGAUGCCUUGAGGGUCGCCGCUCAGCUACGCAAUCGUCGCUUGCAAAGUUCUCACAUUGACCUUUGCGAGUCCCAGCCUCAAUCAUGUCCGAGGCAUGUCAUACCAGAAACGCAAACACAGUACUCUUAUUCGGAACCUCAGGACGAAACUGUCUCGGACUGUGGUCCCUCACCAACGCCCGCCUGGACAAGCUCCAAAUGGAUCACAAGCGGUGCUUUCCAGCUCCCUAGAAAGGAUGUGAACGAAGAUUGUAGCAAAGAUGAGUUGGGUGCCACUUCGAUAUUCACUUCGUCUCAGCGGUCACGCAACCGCUCGCGACCUCUGGCAAGAGCUCGAUCUGGGACGAGCGCUCCUACGCAUCCAAGUUUUGAUACUGUACCACCACCUACAGCUUCUACCUACGCAUCUACGUCUUUUGAGACCACGCUUUCCAAAGCUCAAGAACGCAGUGAGGUGCAGCAAUUCGAGGUCAAUACGAUGGAUAAUCAAGAAGCUUGCAACGUGAUUGGCACGAGCAUUGAGGAGCAGACCGAGGAAGAUCAAUCGCAUGCCGAUUGCGAUCAUGGUGUUGAUGAAGCAGACAGCCAGGCAAAGCUGCUUCGACAAGAGGGCCUUGAUGUGCGUCCACGCAAAUCAUGGGCAACUACUAAUAUUACUCGAGUGGAUCUGGCCGAGCCUAGUGUACAAUCGCACGCGAAUCAAGACGUAUGUGCUGCCAACAAUCCAGCAGUUUCUGGAAGACGAGCCUCGCUACGGUCGUCCGCGCUUAAAAAUACGCAGAUGGCUCCAAGACAACGCAAAGCGAAAUCUGCCGGAAGUACGCCUGCUCAGACGGACAAGGACAAGGCAGAUCGACGACGCACUGCACCUCUAGACUCCCAACAAGGAGCCGAUGACAUUCGCAAGGCUCUUGUGGACAACGCAAACAAGCUAGCAGCAUUCAGCACUGAGUACACUCAGGUCGAUGGCCAGGGCGGAUCACCUUUCAUGUUUCGCAAGCGAGCUUCAAGGAGCAACAACUUUGGGGAAUCUGGUGUCACGCCCGUUUCUCGCCCUCAGCAGCCUUUGAAAAAGACGCGCCGUCCGCAAGCCAUGUCCCCAUCUUCAGAAAGUCCACAAACCUUAAGGGCCGAGGAGGGCCAUGCCACGGAGCAAGUGACACGAGAAGAAGAUGCUGGUUUUGGGUCCGAGACACCGCUAGUCAACCAGUACCUCAACAGCAUCCUCCCGAAGGAUACAUCUACUGGUCGAAGGUCAUCGUCUGUUAAGAAAGCACUACGAGACGAGUUGAAAGCAUGCGGGGCCCGUAUGUCAAGAUGUGCAGAUGAUUCUGGAUCUUCCCAACCUGAGCAAAUGCGUGCGCGGUCCGAUCAGCCAGCAUCCGAUGACCGGAGCGACGUCGAACGAAUUCAAGCUGCACGCGCGGCAAUCGAAUCUCAGGGUCACGCAUGGCCUGGGACUCAAGCUCUGUUGUAUCAAGCACAGAAAGAUCUCUUCACAUCUCCGGACAAAACAGACAUCGAUCUUUACCUUGGUGAAAAGUCUACCGCAAGUGCUGACUCUGGCAAAAAGACUGGUCGUCAGCCGCUGAGACAGCUAUCACAAGAGCCACUGCCAAUGCCCAGCACGCAGGCUCUCCUCGACGGAUGGAAAGGGUGGUCAAGCGUGAAGAAGCCGGUUUCGCAAGAGAGACGUACAAGUUACGGGCAAUCUCCCUCGGUGGGCAAAGGGCUCCCAAAGAGCUUCAACUCCGACUCAGUUCAACAUGCGGAGUUCAUUGACCGGAGACGUAGUAACCUGCGAUUCUCAAUGUCAUUCUCCGAUCUGCCCGAUGUGCCCCACGACGAAAGUAAUGGGGGUGAGCCUUCGCCUAGGCCAGCUACUCAGCCUCCACAAAAGACAAACCUUGACAGUUUUCUCAAACCAUCUCUCAGAACUUCAAGUGGAAGAGUCGCAUCGUCUCUCAGCUUCGGUUUCACUCCUCCGGACCUACCAGAGAAGACAGCACAAACAGCCCGUCACGAACAGCAGGAGCGCUAUGAUGUACCUGCAGCAACAGAUACCGUGUUCAGUACUGAUAAAGAGCCGAUGACCAGCUAUCAGUACGCCCAAGAUCCAACCGUGGCGGUCCCUCAGGCAGGCGAUGUAGACUCCCAGGUCCUCUAUCAAGACAUCACCGAAUUGGCAAACGAUGUGUUAGGUUCUCAGGCCGGCACUGGUCUAAGCUUUUGA